CUUAUGAUUUGAGAAACUAGGGUUUCCAUUCUUUGGUUUUUCACUUUCCGUGUAGAUUUGUUAAUCUCGAAUGCUUGUUAGUGCAAGUGGUAGAGAAGGAAGGUGAAGAACCCAAUAUGAAGAGAGCAAAGCUGAGUGAGAACAAUGAAGACAGGCUCAGUGAUUUGCCUGAUUGCGUUCUCAUUCACUUAAUGUCGUUUGUGCCAACCAAAGAUGCUAUUCAAACAUGCAUGUUGUCGAAGAGAUGGAAGGGUCUCUGGAAACGUCUUCCUACGCUUAUAUUACAUUACAUGAACUUUUCGUCAAUGACCUUUUUCAACCAAUUUGUGCCUAAGGUUCUGUCUAUCCGUGAUGGCUCUGUUCCACUCCAUCAUCUUGAAUUCAGUUAUAGUGGCCGUGUUCAUCCCCAUCUUAUGAAAAGGGUUUUGAGAUAUGCUUUAUCGUAUGAUAUCCGGCAAUUAAAACUCACUUAUGAUUGUGAUCUUGAUUUGCCACCUUCCUUGUUUUUGUGUCAGACUUUAACAUCCCUUGAUCUCACAGUUACCUACAGAUCUCAGUUAUUUCCAAAAUCUCUAAAUCUGACAGCCUUAACAAGUUUGAGUCUUUGUAACUUCACCUUUGGUGACAGUGAAUUGGUGGAGCCGUUUUCGUCAUGUAUUAAGUUGAAGACUUUGGUUAUUCACAACUGUGCUAUAAGGGAUACACAAAUCCUAUGCAUCUCAAAUGCUGCACUUGUCAAUUUGACCAUACGUUCUUACCAAGCUUACAAAAUUGUGCUAUCAACUCCCAAUCUUUUCUCUUUUGCUUUCUCGGGUGUUCCCAUUCAGCAUAUCUCUGCAAGCAAUCUUUCUUCUAUUAAACAAGUAAAUAUUGAUGCUGAUCAAUGGGCUGCAUUGUGUCACUCGCGUUCAGGUUUUAUCCUAUUUAGCUGGCUGCAACUAUUUGCUAACAUGAGAUCAUUGACACUCUAUUCAAGUACUCUUCGGGUUCUCUCCUCCAUCCCAGAUUUAUUGAAUACUGAAGCCCCUUGCUUUGGUAACUUGAAGUCAUUGAUAGUGAAAGUGAAAAACAUUUUGCCUCCAUAUCAAAAGCCGGGAAGAGUUUACAAAUCAAAGAAAGCAGAAUUGAAACCUGUACCUGACGGAGUAGUGGAUUACUUGAUUCGAAACUCCCCAUUUGCAGUGAUUACUAUCAUAAAUUGCUGAAGGUGAAUCGCACAUUUAAAUCUUUGAGUAGAUAUUCAUAUCUUUCCUUCUAUCCGUGUUUCUCUCCCUCCCUCCCUCCAAAUCUCGUUAGUUAUCACAACAAAUUAUCCCUUGUUUAUUGUGAUAUUUGCUUAUGAAAAUGGUAGAAAAUUUAAGAAUAUUUCUUUGCGAAAAAAUGAUUUCCAGAAACCUACCUACUAUUUUUUUUACGCCUAUAUUGGAGUAAAAACUCCCUUGUAAUAUUUUUAGAUUGUUAGCUUAUUAAGCUGGUGCAGAGCUACUAUACGGCACCUCCUGGAUUAGUGUUAUUUCACUUUGUAGUUUGGUGGUUAAGCCCACGUGCUUCUAUGAUAACUUUCUGAACCGUUACAACUGAGUUUGGUUAGUUGGUUUAGAUUGCAGCUUAGUUUGCAAGCUAAAUGUAUGCCUAUAAAUACAUAUCCUGUUAUUCAGAUCUGUAGGUUAAGCUAAACUAUCCCUAUAUAAGUUUGCAUAUUAGGAACUAUGCAUUUCUUCCUGUAUUAAGCUGAAGACUUUAGUCAUUGUCCAUUUGUUAUAAGGUAAAAUUCACAUAUCCUUUGCACUUCAAAUGCCAUGCUUGUCGAUUUUACCAUAUAUGCUUCCCCAGUUUAUCAGAAAGGUUUUUACAGAGCAGUAUCUACUCCGAAUCUUCGUUCUUUUGAUUUUUCGGGUGUUCCUGCUCAGCAACUUUAUGCAAGCAACCUUUCUGUUCUUAAAGAAGUAAAUAUCAAUGUUGAUGAUAAGGCUUGUUGCUUGCAGUCGGUUUCCCUCCUAAUUAGCAUGCUUGCUAAUGUAAGUUCAUUGACGCUCUCUUGAUGUACACUUUAGGUAUCUUCGUUUAAAGGUUUUGAAGCGCACGACUGUCAUUCUCAAUUAAGAUGAAUUUUUGUGCCAAAUUGUUUACCACAGCUCAAUUUCGAUUAAAAAUUCUCAAGUUAAUGCCUCAUUGCUUAGGUUCUCUCCUUAAUCCUGGAUUUGUUGAAUACUUAACCCCCUCGCUUGCUGGGGUAACUUGGAGUUAUUGAUAGUGAAAGUGAAACCACUGCCAAGAAAAGCAACUAAGUCAAGGAAAGCAGAAUUCAAACUGCCUUCACCUGUGAGUAGUGGACUACGUGGUUCGAAACUUCCCUUUUGGUGAGGUUACAAACUUACAAUCAUAAAUUCUAAAGGUGCUACGCACAUUUAAGUUUUACUUUCUACAUAAAGAUUCAUAUUUAUUUUUUUUCUUGCUUUCUGUGUUUCACUUUUCCUCCCCCCAUGCUGCUAGUUGUUACAAUCUAUGGAUAAAUUAUCAAUUUGUUUGCAAUAUUAGCUUAUCAAAAUACUUGUGAACUUAAGAAAGCAUACUAUUAACUUUGACUGUCUGAAACAUACCUCAACUUUUUGACUGGUAUGUAAAUUCAUCUUAAAUUAUGAUC
Molecule: messenger RNA, 2644 nt
Organism: Gastrolobium bilobum
Lineage: Eukaryota; Viridiplantae; Streptophyta; Magnoliopsida; Fabales; Fabaceae
Product: putative F-box/FBD/LRR-repeat protein At1g78760
Exons: 2
Coding region: 117-1205 (362 amino acids)
Molecular function (GO): protein binding
Source: RefSeq, a predicted model, not a curated record